CGAGGUCAAAUUUGUAAUUUUGGGAUUGCCUUCGGACCAGACACUGGUUCACUACACUGGCUCAACAAUACAGCUGCUCAAUACAAACUCUUCAACGUGCCUGCUUCAUCGUCUUCGUCUUCAUCGUAGUAGCAGAUGGCAAAGGGUGGUGCCACCAAUACAUACGAAGAAGCUCGGAAGCAACGGCUUGCAGAAAACAAAAAACGAUUUGAGGAUCUUGGGAUUUCAAAGAUUUCAAAAAAUUUAUCUGAACUUGUCACACCAGAGAAGAAGGCUCCUCCGCAACGUCGACCAAAACAAAGGUCAAACAGUAAUGAUGUAGUGGAACCAAGACGCUCUUCUCGUGUGCGAAAUGCUGUUCCUUCAUAUCGUGAGGAUGUAUUCAUGGACCUGCCACCCUUGAGGAAGAGGUCGAGGUCAUCUUCAUCAGCAUGGGGAAGUUAUGUUGCAAGGCCACUAGAAGAAAUCAAAGAAGCCACAGAUGAAGAAAGAAUUGUGCUUUAAUGGCAGCAGAGACACUCCUAAGCGAUUUACAGACUUCAAAUCCAACAUUUAUUAAAUCAAUGGUCCGGUCUCAUGUUUAUAGCUGCUUUUGGUUGGGUCUCCCAACUAGAUUUUGUCAAGAACAUCUUCCAAAGACCGCUUGUGACAUGAUUUUAGAGGAUGAAAAUGGCUCAGAAUUUGACGCUGUCUUCCUUGGCAAUAGAACCGGGAUUAGCGGAGGCUGGAGAGGAUUUGCACUGGAUCAUAAGUUGGAUGAUGGUGAUGCACUUGUUUUUGAGUUAGUUGAACCUGCGAGAUUUAAGAUUUAUAUUGUCAAAGCCUUUCCAGAAUCAGCUGAAGAUGGACAGGAGACUUUGGAUGAAGAAGCUGAUACUUGUGCAGCCAAGAAGCACAAAUCACAAUCAAACAGGACACAAAUUCUUGAACAUGCUGUGCAUGAAACUAAAGAAUCUGCAAGUUCUCAGGAAAAUAAUGUUGACAAUGAAAUCGAGCCACAAGAGCUAAACCCAGCUAGAAAUACGAGAUUUUCUCAGAGAAAAUCUCAGAAAGAAUCUAAAGAUCGUAAGCUGCUUGUUUCUGGUGGUUCAAUAAAGGAAGAAAAUAUUGAAGAAGGGAAAAUUGUAUGGAGAAUGCAAAAGCAGCCAUGAAACAUAAUUCUCAGGGAAUCAAGACAAGGUCAAAACGGGGUACGCGAAAAUGAACAUGCUGGCAGUGAGUUGAGGAACUAGAAAGUAGAAUCAGUUGAAGCAGGCAAAAUGGCUUUACAAACCAAGUAAAAAACUUGCUUCUAAUUUUUUCAGAACAGAAAGCAUAGCCCUUGAGGAUAAUAGAAUGUUCAUUUUCAUGGCUGUUACUGAUAUAAUGAUAGAGUGCCUUCUAAAAUUUGUUCUGUUUUUCCUGCUUUUUAACUGCUUCCUUGUAUUCUGUUUCUGCCUUUUCUCUUGGCAGUCUAGAAAUUAUUGGCUGCCUCAUAUGUGACAAA
Messenger RNA from Prosopis cineraria, 1486 nucleotides. Its product is annotated as B3 domain-containing protein Os05g0481400-like. The record is from RefSeq and is a predicted model, not a curated record. The transcript is spliced from 8 exons. The coding region runs from base 504 to 1151 and encodes 215 amino acids. Gene Ontology annotation, molecular function: DNA binding. NCBI's taxonomy places the organism in Eukaryota, Viridiplantae, Streptophyta, Magnoliopsida, Fabales, Fabaceae.